UUGGCAGGAAAAACAAAAGUAUAUCGAAUUAAAAAUGAAUAUUCUGCAAACUACUGUUCUCGUACUUUAUUCUAGUUUAUAUUCAUCAGUGGACGGAACCUGCAGCAGACAUCUUGGACCAAGUGGAUCCCAUGGAUGCGUUCGCUUACGUUAUUACCAUGAAUAUCAAUCAGCAACAUGUGUAUCCAAUGCGUAUUUAAGAGCAAAGUGGAAUAAUUACCAUCAUUGCAGAUACCAUACCACGUAUUGCUGGGCCCAAUGCAUGACAGAAAGAUACAAUAUAUCUAGCGGUCCUGUCUUCAAGGAUUGCAAAUGUGUACCAGUUACCACUGUUCCGACUACACUUAUACCCAACAACUGUAACUACCCAUCUGGCAAAAAUUGUUCAUGGUUUGAUAACUGUUUUGACACUAUGUACUCAUGCAAUGGAACAUCUUUAACAGAAAUAAAGGACGUAUCUCUAAGAUUAUGUCAUGCCAACACGCCUAUAUUGAAAUUAUCAACAAAAGGUUUAGACUUUGUAGCUGCUGUUAAAAAAUGUUUUCCAUUUUUCAUGGCUCCUGUAUUGAAAUUGCAUCACAGUUGUACUGCUAUUGAAAAUAUAGCUGACGAAGUACGACAAACCUGUCUUAUUAAGCCUUUCGGAGGGAUCAGUUUGUGUGAGCUGGGUAUAAAUGCCGUAUGGACUAUUUUUUGGAGUUUUAGAAAUGAGUUUGCAACAACAUUCAUUCCAGGCCUUCGCUCAUUUUCAAAACAAGUACAAAAGUGUGCACAAAACUACACUUACAGGUUAGGCAUGAUUAGUGUUAUGAAAAAGAUUAAACUAUAUUUCAAAGCUUCGGUCCGACCAUACAUAGAUAUAACUAUUGCCGAGAAAUAUUUGUCUCAACUUGCAGAAGUAUUGCAGUUAAAGAACAAUGGAAUUAUGUGGUAUGCAGACCUUAACGAAGAUACAUCUAUUUCAAUUCUAUUUGCAAUUCGUGAUCCCUCAACGACAUUUUUUACCUCCUUCAAUGCAAGUGUGGAAACCGCAAUAAUAGCAAUCAGACAGAUGGUCAAAACUGGAGAAACGCAAUUGCAUAUUGACGGUUUCCUUGUUAAUCUAGAAUCGGUAUUUUCCUGUCAGGAUUUUGAAUGUUUGGACCCAAAUCACACCGUAGUUGAAGAUAUUCAAUAUUCUACUGUGCACUCUAAGGAUGUACCAUUCCAUAAACUAAAUCACACCAAAACUCCACCAAGUCUUCAUUGGUAUCAAAACAAGAAGGACGACCACCAUGUAUUAACAGUCAGUGGAUUAAUUGGAAUGAUAUGUGGAAUAGUUAUAUUUAUAGUGUUAUGUGUCUGUAUCGGUUGGCUAUGGCAUAUGAAGAGAAGUAAAGAGGAUAUUAUGCCGUUGGUAGUUGAAAAAUACUGAAGCCAUAUAGUUCACAGUCAAAUUAGUAAAGAAUCACUUGUACAUAUAUUCUCAAAUGAUCAAAUGUAAAAAUGCUUAAAAUUAAUUUUCCUUUAUCGGAUAUGUUUGAUAAUGAUAUUUUUACGAAAAAAUACAAUCAGAAAGUAAAUUCAAAUUUUAGGACCUUAUGCCUUUGGUUGGUUAGCACAAAAUACAAGUAAAGGACAAGUGGAAAUAAGAGGAACAAAUCAUUUUAAUUUUUUUCAAGUAAAUGUUACACGACAAGUGUUUCGUUUAUAUAUUCUACCAGGGUUAUGUUCGAGAACGUCUCGUCCUCUUUCAACGGAAGAUCCCAACAUCUUGUUGAUAAACACUCUGAAUCUACUUCACAAGUAAUACAUGAUGGUCUAGCAGUAUAGUUUCUAGGUACUAACGUUUGUAUCAUCUGAAUAACGUGUUGUAGUGUUCAUUUUAUUUGUUUUUGGAAAUCUAAUAAAUUUACCAUUUAGUCUAUAAUGGGUAAUAUACUUUUGGCGUGGCUCGGUAUUUAUACAUCCCUCUAUUUUAUAAUUGUGCUAUGGACUAUUUUGUAUCAUUGUGUUUCAUUUUUGCUUAUGUACUUUGUCAAUAGAGUGUCCAUAUGCUA
Messenger RNA from Mytilus trossulus (common blue mussel), 2039 nucleotides. RefSeq lists its product as uncharacterized. The record is from RefSeq and is a predicted model, not a curated record. Bases 35 to 1414 code for a protein of 459 amino acids. NCBI's taxonomy places the organism in Eukaryota, Metazoa, Mollusca, Bivalvia, Mytilida, Mytilidae. The transcript has 2 exons.